CGAGAAGUUAUGUAAGUUUUCUCUUCAGUGGAAAUUUCCACCCGAGGACUUUAAACUGUGGGCGAGAAUUACAAGAUGGUGUGGUAUGAUGAGAAAUAUAGUUAAAUAAGAGAGGAGAAUAUAUAGCAAAAGAGAAAAGAAUACAACAAUGCGCGCGAUUCCACUCUCCACGGAAGCUUUCCUAUUCCCUCAACCAUCACCCACUUCCAUUAUUUCCAUUACCCAUUCCUCCACCCUUUUAUCCUCUCACCCUUUUCAUUUCAACAAAACCCUCUCCACCACACCACGCUCCUUCACCUCCAAAACCACUCCUUCCUUCUAUCCAGCUUCCAAAUCCAACAACCCAAUCACUUAUGAAGACGACGAAGACGAUUCCGGGAAUUUGUUGGUUACAGAGGAUAACGAAGUUCAAGAGUUAGAUUCGUUGGUUGAGGAUGGGGUUUUCAUAGAGGUCACCAAGCUUGAGAAGAAUUCACGCAGAAUUGAGUCUAGGAUUUCAAUUGACGCUUCGCUUGAUUCCGUUUGGGGUAUUUUGACGGAUUAUGAGAGGUUGGCGGAUUUUAUUCCUGGACUUGCUCUUAGUAAAUUGAUCCAAAAGAGUCCCAAUUUUGCGAGACUUUUGCAGAUUGGAGAGCAGAGCUUGGCAUUUGGGCUAAAAUUUGAUGCCAAAGGAGUUAUAGAUUGUUUCGAGAAAGAAUUGGAGACUCUUCCAUCUGGUAUGAAGCGUGACAUAGACUUCAAGAUGAUUGAAGGGGAUUUUCAACUCUUUGAAGGAAAAUGGUCUAUUUCACAGCUGUUCAUCAGUGGAAGUGACGAGUCUCCAAUACGAGAGAUUAACACGACACUUACAUACGUUGUUGAUGUCAAGCCAAAGAUGUGGUUGCCCGUUGGGCUCAUAGAGGGUAGACUUUGUAAAGAGAUAAAAAAGAACCUUAUAGCCGUAAGAGGCGAAGCUCAGAAAGCUACUGACAGAACCAUGGAUGUAAAUCAAUUUGGAUGAGGUUUUGUAAAUAUUAUCAUAGAAAAAAUGACUACAAGUCAAAUUCAUUGUGUCAAUUCUCACUUUGUAAAGUUGCAAGGUUGGCCAUAUUCUGUUCCUAAAUUAUGUUCAAGUUCUGGACUGGACCACACUGUUAUUUACUUUGAACCCUUUAUACUCACUUGAGAAAGUGCCAGUUGUUAUUUUCUGCUACUGGGAACAGUUUCAAAUACUGCUGAAUGUAGGACUUAAGCUAUGUAAGUGCAAAGGUCUGUAACACAGGUAUUCAUGAAGUUGGAAAUGUUUGGCUGACCAACACAGAUAACCACACCCAUUGAAAAGAUUGACAUAAGAAUGCAGUACUCGUAGAUGAAUGAUGGUUGUUGUUACUAUAACCGGGGUGGAUUUAUAUUAGUAAAUAAUAGUGCUAAAACAUUUUAGUUAUAAAAUAGUACUAGUAUUUUACAUUGAGAAUUUAGUGCAAUUAAUGUUUUUUGAGAUGUUUGCAUAGGUCACUCAUAUCAAACACAUCCUUGAGUCUCAUGGAAUUUCUCAAUGUUACCUCUAGUAAUGGGAACAUAUGGAAUUUCUCAAUGAUAUCAAUGAUACCUCUAGUAAUGGGAACAUCGUCAACAUAGAGACAAGUAGCAAAAUCUGUGAUUUCAGUACCUUUUAUGUAUACACCAAUUAAUUGACUUAUGAGGAAGAAGCUCAACAAGUGGCCGUGGCCAUGUGUUAUUUCUCUCUA
This is a messenger RNA of Vicia villosa (hairy vetch), 1727 nucleotides long. RefSeq lists its product as uncharacterized. The record is from RefSeq and is a predicted model, not a curated record. The transcript is spliced from 3 exons. NCBI's taxonomy places the organism in Eukaryota, Viridiplantae, Streptophyta, Magnoliopsida, Fabales, Fabaceae. Bases 149 to 1000 code for a protein of 283 amino acids.